AUGAAGCAUGCAUUUUCAAGCAGCAGGAAAAUAAUUCCAACAUCUGAUGAUCUAUAUCGGCUACGACAGAAACAAGGCGAAUCUUUGCUGUCAUUCUUAACAAGAUUCAAUAAAGAGAAACUGGAGAUUCCAGGGUGCUUAGACAAGAUUGCAAUCAAUGCAUUUCGCAUGGCUCUUCUUCCUGGAAGCAAAUUGUACGGAAAGCUUACUCGUUAUCCAUGUAAGUCAUUUCAAGAAGUGCAAGCAAGAGCAAGCAUUCAAAUCAAAUGGGAAGAAGAUGAAGGAAGACUUCCAGAACGAUCAAUAGAGCAGUCGAAGAAAUCUGAACAAAAGCAAGUAAGUUCAGAGGCUCCACGUUAUCCUCGCAGAGAUCCCAAGCCGAUUGUUUUCAAGAAAAAACCCCGAUCUCCUGAAUAUAAUUUGGUAAUCCCACCAAAUAAAGUCUUAUCAGUGUUGAAGAAAAUGGGAGAUGCAGUUCGAUGGCCCGACAAAGUUCGUAAACCGCUAGAUCAACGGGAUAUUUACAAAUGGUAUGAAUUUCACAACGAUUAUGGGCAUACAACAGAUGACUGUUUUACCCUCAAAAAUGAAGUAAUCCAAUUGUUAAAGAAAGGUUAUCUUCGGGAUUUACUAUCUGAAUGA
Messenger RNA from Tripterygium wilfordii, 642 nucleotides. RefSeq lists its product as uncharacterized. The transcript is spliced from 2 exons. Lineage: Eukaryota; Viridiplantae; Streptophyta; Magnoliopsida; Celastrales; Celastraceae. The record is from RefSeq and is a predicted model, not a curated record. Bases 1 to 642 code for a protein of 213 amino acids.